This is a messenger RNA of Manis javanica (Malayan pangolin), 977 nucleotides long. RefSeq names its product peroxiredoxin 2 (gene PRDX2). Gene Ontology annotation, cellular component: cytosol. The record is from RefSeq and is a predicted model, not a curated record. Gene Ontology annotation, biological process: response to oxidative stress; removal of superoxide radicals; leukocyte activation. NCBI's taxonomy places the organism in Eukaryota, Metazoa, Chordata, Mammalia, Pholidota, Manidae. Gene Ontology annotation, molecular function: thioredoxin peroxidase activity.
CGCGCUCUGCACAUCAUGGUUUGGGCCGCACAUAAAGGGCUCCGCUGCUCCGGGCGCCCUGGGAGCUGAGAACGCGUGUCCGCGCCUCCGCUAGUCCGUGCGUCCCGCCCUUGCCCACACAGCUUUCAGGCAUGGCCUCCGGCCACGCGUAUGUCGGAAAGCCCGCCCCGAACUUCCAGGCCACGGCGGUAGUGGAUGGCUCCUUCAAGGAGGUGAAGCUUUCCGACUACAGAGGGAAAUACGUGGUCCUCUUUUUCUACCCGCUGGACUUCACCUUUGUGUGCCCCACGGAGAUUAUCGCGUUCAGUGAGCAUGCUGAGGACUUCCGAAAGCUGGGCUGCGAGGUGCUGGGGGUCUCUGUCGACUCUCAGUUCACCCACCUGGCUUGGAUCAACACUCCCCGGAAGGAGGGAGGCUUGGGCCCCCUGGACAUCCCCCUGCUGGCUGAUGUGACUAAAAGCUUAUCCCACGAUUAUGGUGUGCUGAAGGAAGAUGAGGGCAUUGCCUACAGGGGCCUCUUUAUCAUCGACGGCAAGGGUGUCCUUCGCCAGAUCACCAUCAAUGAUUUGCCUGUGGGACGCUCUGUGGAUGAAGCUCUGCGGCUGGUCCAGGCUUUCCAGUACACAGAUGAGCACGGGGAAGUCUGUCCCGCUGGCUGGAAGCCAGGCAGUGAUACAAUCAAGCCCAAUGUGGACGACAGCAAGGAAUACUUCUCCAAACACAACUAGGCUGGCAGAUGGGCGGCAAGCUUGGGCUCUUGGUCCCCACCUGUCCCUGCCUGGGUGUCCUGUGCUGACCCAGGAAAGGCCAGACCUCCCCCUUCAAACUCCUUAGUCUAUUACCCUACUGGGCUAGGCCUUAAACCUUCUCAAGCUCCCAGGUGGGAGCUGGUGAAUGGUGACCCCCUCCCUGGAACUCAGCUAGCCCGGCAUAGGCCUAGAGGUGAUCAUCAAUAAAGUAUUAGGGACAGAUAUAAA